Messenger RNA from Plectropomus leopardus (leopard coralgrouper), 1618 nucleotides. The record is from RefSeq and is a predicted model, not a curated record. Lineage: Eukaryota; Metazoa; Chordata; Actinopteri; Perciformes; Serranidae.
GUACAGGACCAAACGAAAUGACCAUUAAAUGGUACAGAGUACGAGGAUGACGAAGCUUGACGGAAUCCCAAAUGCACAGGCCACAGCCUUGAAGUUUUCUCUCACAUGAAAAUUACUUUGUCUCUCACAAUGUCAUCUAGAGGUGGAGUUUCUCCUAAUAUCAGUGUCUCGGUACUUCAGGACUUACUCAGCUCCUCCUCCCCCUCACUCGCUGCUAGCCCUCCACCUCCAUCUUGCAGCAUAGACGAGUCUUACAAGUACAUCUUCCUCCCAAUAUGUUACUCUUUUACGUUCCUCUUCAGUAUCUCCCUUAAUUCUGUCGUCCUCUACCGUUCCUUCCGCCGGACCAAGCGCUGGAAUGCUUCACUGAUCUACAUGGUGAACUUGGCCUCUACAGACUUCAUGUAUGGCUUGUCACUGCCGUUUCUUGUGGCUAGUUAUGUCAUGCGUGACCGCUGGAUCUUUGGGGACUUCAUGUGCCGCCUGGUCCGUUUUCUCUUUUACUUUAACCUCUACUGCUCCAUCUUCUUCCUCACUUGUAUCUCUGUCCACAGGUACCUCGGUAUCUGCCACCCAAUGAAAGUCAUCACAUUAGAGACUAAGAAGGCUGUCAAGUGCACUUGUGUCCUGGUUUGGAUUGUAGUGUUUGCUUUGACCUGCCCUAUCUUCCGCUUUGCUCAGACUGGUCAUGUGACUAGAUUAGGAGUGCUCGGCAACAAUGCAAGUAGUAUAGACUACCCAAGCCAUGAGGUUUCAUCAGUAAAUGGUAAUGCCAGCUAUGGUAACAUGGUAGGGGUCAUUGAGGAGUACCAGAACUGUUGGGACGAUGCUAUUGACAAAGAGUUUCCUGAUUACGUACCCUAUGGCAUCAUACUCCAUUUGCUUGGCUUUUUUGUGCCUUUUUCCAUAAUUGCUUGGUGUUACUCUCAUGUUGUCCUGACCAUAUUUAGAACUCUGCAUUCUCAGCCCUCAUCCUGCAGAGGUCGGAGAGAAGGAGAACAUGAUGGAAUGGAGAGAAGAGAGAGAAGUAGCCCUGCAGUAGUUGCAAGAGGAAGAAGAGGAAGCAAUGGACUGCCAAGGGCACUGAGAAGAGAUGGAGGGGUUUCCAUUUUCCUUGGUGCCCACUCCCCUUAUGCUAAUCGCAGACGUAAAUCUAUCAAGACCAUCAUCACCAUCACCCUCCUCUUUGCUCUGUGUUUCUUCCCCUUUCAUGUCACUAGAACCAUCUUCCUCCUUCUGAAAGUGACAAAGGGAGUCCCUUGUCACACUAUGACCAUGGUCUCAAUGUGCUAUAAGAUCACAAGGCCUUUGGCAUCAUUCAACGCAUGGCUCAAUGCACUCCUUUACUUCCUGACUAAAGACAAGGGGGGAGCUCACUGCUGCCAGGCAGUAAAUACCACCACCCAACAACAUGGUGUGCUCCUCUUGCCACUGAGGUUGAUGGGAAAAGUAGAGGAUGCAGAGGAGGGAGGGCUGGAGGACCAAAUUGACAAUAAGGAGAAUAAAGGAUUUCACAGUCCCUCAUACAUGAAUAGAGCAAAAGUCAGCUAUAUAGUUGAGUGAAUGUUUUCAUGAGGAAUAAAUAAUUUUAGAUGCACUGUAGGUUGACUUUUACUGG